AACGUCGUGUAUAAUCGGUAGAAUCUCGCGAGAGUGACGAAAGAGGGAUCCCUUCUAGACUCGACCGAGACAUGUCGCCAUGAGCGUCCGCGAUGUUUUUCAGCUGAAAGUAACUCAUAUGAUGUGAUGACAAUGUAAAGAUACCAAUUUAGAUGUCACAAUGGACAGUUCACUUCAUUUUCUCUUACUCAUGAUGUAUUUGCUCUAUGCAGUAGGUUCCUCCAGCAGCUGUGUCAGAAUACUUCCAGACUCUGGUCAGAAGAUUCUAGUUGAAGUUGGAAAAGAGUUCACAGCGACCUGUCACCUGCUCAAGGGGUCCCGAUACACCGCCGACGACAUUGAAUGGUUGUUAGAAAAUAAAAGCAUUCCAAAGGAGAAAUAUUUUAAAAUAAAUGAAACGGCUGUCAGAGUUACAGUUAACAUCAGCAGUAAUGUGAACGGUUGGUUGAAGUGCAGAGCAGCUAAGGAGUCCUUGUCAUACGAAAUGCCAUGUCUGUACGGAAUCUCCCUUACUACCGGAUACCCUCCGUUGAUGCCAAAGAAUUUAACGUGCAUUGCUGUGCAAGAACACAAGGAAAUUUCCCCUAACUUCAAAUGUUCUUGGGAUCCAGGGACGCGACACCCACUGAUCGACACCACUUACACCCUUUAUGUCCAAGAAGUGUUUUUAGAAUAUAAAACUUCAGCACCAGAGACAUAUAGCUCCAUCUGUAAAGAGCAUCUUGCAAGCAGUUGUACGGUCUACCUGAGUACUUUUCCCCAUCUAAUGGAUUUGAGAGUGUGGGUGGAAGUGAAUAAUACACUGGGCUCAGCACGCUCAGAUGAGCUCGUGAGAGAUGCCUCAUAUUUUGUGAAACCAAAUCCACCAUUGGAUGUGCGAGUUCAAGGUGAGGUUAAUUUCUCCACGUCUCUGAUGGUUACUUGGAAACAUCCCAUCGAUGUGAACACUAUAGCACUCAGAUAUGUCAUCAGAUUCUGCCAAGCAGGCUCCAGCGUUUGGACCGAGGUGCCUGAGGACUUGAUGCAUGCCUACACAGAGUCAUUCAGACUGCAGUCCUUGCAGCCGUACACUGAUUAUGUGGUGCAGAUGCGAUGCAUUCACGAAAGCCAUAAAAGCUACUGGAGCGACUGGAGCGCAAAUGCUACAGAUCGCACCGCAGAAGCCAAGCCUGCAAGUCAUCCAGAUCUGUGGAGAAUCAUUCAGCCCACUGCUCAUAGUAGAAAAGUCACUUUAAUAUGGAUGGCUCCUGUGCAAUCUAAUGGAAAAAUACUGCGCUAUGAUCUAGAAAUCAGUCAAGACCAUGAGAUGUUUGAAAGACGAAUUGUCAGAUUAAAUGAAAUGGAUCAGAUCAGAUCACAUCAGACAUAUUCUAUGGAUGUGCCACCAAGAAAAGUGGCCGCUAUUGAAAUAACAGCAACAAAUUCAGCCGGAGUGUCACCUAAAGCAACUUUAUUCAUUCCCAGAUCAGAUCAAGAGCUUCCUGGCGUGCAGCACAUCAGCUGGUCGGUAGAUGAUGGACAGCUGCAGGUGGAGUGGCUGCACCCCCCUCCUGGCGGCCCGCGGGUCUCUGAAUAUCUACUGGAGUGGGUGAAAGUCCCAGAGGGAGAGUUUCAGUUAGAUAGACACUGGAAGAAAGUUUCUCCACACAUCAACAGCAACACACUGACCGAAUGGUUCUGGACUGGCCCCACUGACUUCCAUUGUGAUUUUAAGCCAUUCAAUCGGUACAACAUAUCAGUGUAUCCAAUGUACAGCCGUCGUUUUCAACGUUCCAACACGUCAUUCAGAUACAUCCAAGCAGGACGACCAGUUACCACAGCCGCCUACAUAAAACAAGGAUCGCCACUAGAAGGCCCUACUGCUAGGGUUACAAAACCCAAGAAAACCAGUGCCGAGGUGACAUGGGAGGAAAUUCCACUGGACAGUCAGCGAGGAUUCAUCACUGGCUACACCAUUUUCUAUAAGACAGGGAACAUUGAGAAAUCUAUGCAGGCAGAAGCUCAUCUCCGUUCAUGUGUGCUGACUGAUCUGACCAGUGAAAGUGAUUAUGUUGUUCAUGUCAUGGUGUCAACAGUAGCAGGCACCAAAAAUGGCUCUGAUUUCAAUUUCAAAACGGCAAAGUACGGUGAUGGAGAGGUCGAGUUGAUCGUGGUGGUGGUGUGCUUCAUCUUCCUGUUCCUCACCGUCAUCAUUAUCAUAUUCUGCCUUCGGAAAAGAGAAGUGAUUAAGAGGCUGUUGUGGCCGCGUGUCCCGGACCCCAAUGACAGCUCUAUUGCCCACUGGUCACCUGAUUUCUCUGUAAAGCAGACCGAUUUACCCAAAGAAGACGUUAGUGUGGUGGAAGUAGAUGUGUUUGACGGGAAGUCUUUAUUUGAGGAAGACAAAGUUGUGCUGCCACUCAAGAAGGACAAAUAUCUGUCUGAGGAGCACAGCAGCGGUAUCGGUGGCUCAUCCUGUAUGUCGUCGCCCCGCCACAGCGUGUCAGACAGUGACGAUGGUGACUCAGGCCAGACCAUGGCCAGCACCGUGCAGUACUCGGCCGUAGUGGCAAGCGGCUACAAGGGCCAGACCCCUGACCAUCAGGCGCCUGUGUUUGCUCGCUCGGAGUCCACCCAGCCCCUCCUGGAUUGUGAGGAACAUACAGAACAUCUGUACGAAGGCAGCAGCCAGUCUAGAAACUCUUACUUUAGGCGAGGCAGAGGACUCGAGCUGGCCGAUGGCGAGGAACCAAACAGGAGUUCUCUGACUUUCUGUCCAAACAAGGAACAGGUGUUUCCUAUCGUAGAGGAUCCGGCCGUCUCCACGUCAAGUUACAUGGCACAGCAGAAUGGCUAUCGUCCUCAAUAAAGAGAAACAUUCAUACAGACAGGCUCAUCUCAGUUUUGAAAACACCUUCAGCUAUCUGUCAGGGUUCCCACAGAUUUGGAAAACCUGUGGAAAAAUAGUUUUAAAAUCAUGUAAAAUAUUUCAUCUGCAAGAUAUUGCUCUUGUGAGGAUAAAACUUGCUCAAAAGCCAUAGCCAUAAUGUUGGAUGUUGUGAGCAAAUUGUUCUUUCAAGUCAGUUAUUUUUGGUCAGACCAGUUCAGAACACCUUCUGAAUGAUUCAUUAGUGAAUCGGUCUGAAUCAAAAUGAUUUUUAAAAUUCCCAAAUAAUCACAAUGACUAGAAUCAUCAUGGAAAAGUUGUGAAAAUGUCUUUGCCAUUGCUGGAGUGUCUCCUCAAGCUUGCAGAGGUUCGUGGUUAGUGAACAUUUUGAGGUGACAUGCAGCUUUAACACUUCCAUUGUAGACAACUUAAAGCUGUUGCAGUGUGACAAAAGUUGUUUUUCACACGGUUUUACUUUCAGAACAACUAUUUACUCCUUGAUAUGAAAUCAAUGAAACUGACCAUUGUUACACAUUUCCUGUAUCCAGUGGCUGAAUGUAUCAUGUGUUUCUUAAUGUCUUGCCCUCCCUUUAAAUGUUCCAGUAACAUACAUGCACAACUCUUUAAAAAGGUGUUAAAGAAUUUACUAUUGAAUUGUGAAUUUUACCACAAUUUGCCUAAUUGAGAUAUUUUGUCAUAUGCCCUUACUCGUCAAAAUAUUUCAACUAUUUUAAGUGUAAAAGUUGUUUUAUGCAAUUUUAUGUAAUUUUCAGAUAGUAAGACAAACCUGAUGGUUUAAAAAGUGUAUUUGACAGGUUAGAGCUGAACGAAUGUAAUUGACCGUUUAGUAAAUGGCAAUCUGCGGAAAGUAUUUUCACUACUAUUACAGUAUUAUGAAUAUUAAUAUUUUUAGCAACAUACGACAGAAUGUCAUUUCAAGUCUAGCUCCAGUUAUUGACAACACUGUCAAGUUUCUUGGGAUUUUGUUUCCCCAACUGGGACAAAUCUAACACUACACUGCAUUAUCAACUAAGAAAUGCAUAUCUCUUUCAGUGCAUGCCUUUUUACAUGUAUCCACUCUUGUGUAUAUCACAAAUACUGAGUUAAAUAAAGACUUUAUAUGCAAA
Molecule: messenger RNA, 3993 nt
Organism: Myxocyprinus asiaticus (Chinese sucker)
Lineage: Eukaryota; Metazoa; Chordata; Actinopteri; Cypriniformes; Catostomidae
Product: interleukin-6 receptor subunit beta-like
Exons: 17
Coding region: 161-2848 (895 amino acids)
Biological process (GO): cytokine-mediated signaling pathway
Cellular component (GO): external side of plasma membrane; signaling receptor complex; membrane
Molecular function (GO): cytokine binding; cytokine receptor activity
Source: RefSeq, a predicted model, not a curated record